Messenger RNA from Nematolebias whitei (Rio pearlfish), 4647 nucleotides. RefSeq names its product regulating synaptic membrane exocytosis protein 1. Bases 50 to 4447 code for a protein of 1465 amino acids. The transcript has 32 exons. The record is from RefSeq and is a predicted model, not a curated record. Gene Ontology annotation, cellular component: presynaptic membrane; cytoskeleton of presynaptic active zone. Gene Ontology annotation, biological process: intracellular protein transport; regulation of membrane potential; positive regulation of synaptic transmission. Gene Ontology annotation, molecular function: transmembrane transporter binding; small GTPase binding. NCBI's taxonomy places the organism in Eukaryota, Metazoa, Chordata, Actinopteri, Cyprinodontiformes, Rivulidae.
GAGCACAGCGAGAGGUGGGGGGGAGAGGAAAGUGGGGGUGGCAGGGAAGAUGUUCGCUUCGGUGGGCCCUCGGGGUGGCGCGCGCCCCCCCGUGGCCCCGGCCAUCCCGGAACCGGACCUGAGCCAUCUGACGGAGGAGGAGAGGAGCAUCAUCAUGGCUGUUCUGGCUCGGCAGCGGGAGGAGGAGGCGAAGGAUGAGGCCGUCCUAAAAGAAGAGAAGCCGAUCCAAGCCAGAACAGUGAACCUGGUUGGACAGAAGAAACCUACGCCUCAAAACGACGUCCGAGGAAUCCAGCAGCAGUUGACCAGCUACAGAGAGACGGUGAUCCGGCAGGCCACGGCAGCGGCGGGCUCCACCAUCCAUCGGGAUGAUGCACCCACCUGUGGAAUCUGCCACAAGACCAAGUUCGCAGACGGCUGUGGGAACCUGUGUUCGUACUGCCACACCAAGUUUUGCGCUCGCUGUGGGGGGAGGGUGUCUCUGAGGUCCAACACGGAGGACAAAGUGGUGAUCUGGGUGUGCAAUAAUUGCCGGAAGCAGCAGGAUAUUCUGACCAAACCAGGCGACUGGUUCACUGGUCCUUCUGGGAAGUCUUCCGACCUUGGUUCUGCUGUCAGUGAGCCAUCCGUGUGCCAAGCGUCCGUGGAUAAGAAGUUGAGAUCUCGCUCCCAAGCACCCACAGGCUCUGCUGGUACCAUCCAAGACCCAGGGCGGCCAGGGGCCACAGCUGGAACAGAUGCUCGCUCUCUUAGUGAGCCACCACGAGACGCGAGGAAUGGGCGGGGAAGUGGAGGAGCGGGUCGAGGUGAGCGGCGGCCUGGUCAGCACAGGCUGCAGACCCAAGUCUCCAUGGAUCGAGACCUUCGGGGGGAGUCCAGGGAGCGCAGGGAGGGCCGGCAGCUGUCAAAGGUUCGGUCUCUGGAGCACGAUCCUGUGGGAGGAGGUGGAGGUAUGAAACGAACAGAGGAGGGGGGUUACCAUCACGUGGACCACAGUGGGGCACCCCCUCGACAAGCAGGGUCAUUACCCCCUGCAGGCGGUGGCCUCUCUGUGCAUGCUCAGGGUCGUAGCACAGGGGCAGGGCAAGUCGGGAAUGCUGCUGCACCUGGACAGAGGACGGUGGGUGGGGUUGGUGGGCCACGUGAAAAAGCUGUUUCCCAGCAAGCCCCACCCCCUGAACUCAGAGAGCCUCCGGGUUCAGGGCCCAGCUCAGGUGCGGGUCAGGGACCCGGAGUCAAACGGACCAAGAGGGACAAGGCUGAGAGCAUGCUGCGGAACGAUUCGCUGAGUUCCGACCAAUCCGAAUCUCUGCGGCCACCUCCGCCUCGACCCUACAAGUCAAAACGAGGGCCGGGGGCAGGAGGGAAGAGACAAACCAGCAUGAGCAGCUCAGAGGAGGAGGGGGGCACAACGCCAGAGUACAGCAGCUGUGAGGAUGCAGAGAUCGAAAGCGUCAGCGAGAGAGGCGACUGGGAGUGUCACCCACACGAUCCCACGGGAUGGCACCAUCCUGUGACGUGGCAACCAUCCAAGGAGGGAGACCAUCUGAUUGGGCGAAUUACUCUCAGUAAGAGGAGUGCCACCAUGCCUAAAGAAGCUGGAGCUCUGCUUGGGUUAAAGGUGGUGGGAGGAAGAAUAACAGAGUCCGGCAGGUUAGGUGCCUUCAUCACCAAAGUCAAGAAGGGAAGUCUGGCUGACGUGGUGGGUCAUCUGAGAGCAGGGGAUGAAGUUUUGCAGUGGAACGGCAAGUUGUUACCAGGAGCAACAAUGAAGGAAGUUUAUAACAUCAUCCUGGAGUCUCAGUCCGAGCCUCAGGUGGAGCUGAUGGUGUCCAGGCCCAUUGGUGAUAUCCCAAGAAUCCCCGAUACGUCCCACCCUCCAUUAGAAUCUACAGGUUCCAGUUCUUUUGAGUCCCAGAAGAUGGAGAGACCAUCCUUAAAUGUCCUAUCUCCCUCCAGUCCUGGGAUGCUCCAAGAUGCUUCACAGUUGAUGCCAGGCCGACUCUUGGUGAAGCUGUGGUACGACAAAGUGGGUCACCAGUUAAUCGUUAAUGUGCUGCAGGCUGUGGAGCUUCCUCUUAGGCCUGAUGGGCGUCCCAGGAGUCCCUAUGUCAAAAUGUACUUCCUCCCAGAUCGCAGUGACAAAAGUAAACGAAGGACAAAAACAGUGAAGAAGACCUGCGAGCCGAAGUGGAACCAGGCGUUUGUCUACUCUCACGUUCAUCGAAGGGAUUUUCGUAAUCACAUGCUCGAGCUGACGGUGUGGGACCAACCCAGGUCUCCAGAGGAGGACAGCAUCUUCAUGGGAGAGAUCCUGAUCGAGCUGGAGACGGCCUUACUUGACGACAAGCCUCACUGGUAUCCUCUUCAGACCCAUGAUGUCUCAUCCAUCCCACUUCCUCGACCUUCCCCCUACCUGCCCCGGCGCCACACGGACACAAGUGGCAAGAAGCUGCAGCGUUCUCAGCGUGUUACAGAGCCUGAUUUUGAUGAGGGUACAACAGUAGUAUCUAAAGCAGACAGCAGUGGCAGGGAGAGGCAGCGGGAGCCCACAUCCACUCUUGAGGUUCCUGAGCCGCAACGGACACCCUCCCAUCACAUACGCUCCCGCUCCGUGUCCCCGCAUCGUGAGGAGCAGGGCCGCAUCCGGUCCCGAGCACCUAACGUUCCCACCCAGAGGAGUUUGGAUGAUGAGCUUCCCCACACUCGUCGUUCUCGAUCUCCAAACCGCCACUGCGAUGCUGCCAGAGGCCACCGGCAAGGGGAGGAGUACCUGGAUGACAGUGAGGUCAUCAUGCUCCACCAAUCAUUGCGAGGCAAAAGUGAUGAGUGCCUACACACCAGUGGUCUGCAGCCCUCUCUGGACAGGGUUAGGAGUGCUAGCACCAACUGUCUGACUCCAGACAAUCAUGCCCCCUCACCAGAGACUGAAAGAAAGCCUUUGUCCCAUUCUCUGCCUCGACGGCGUCCGGCAAGUCCUCGGAUUCUUAUCCAACAUGCUUCCCCUGAAGAUGACAGGCAGCCUCGGAUUCUGGAAAGCCCAGAGUGUCAGACAGUUGGCAGGAAGCAGUCUGACAGCGGCAGGGGCCUCCUGCAAGGCGGUCCAGGAGCAUCUUCAUCAGCUCGCAGAGUGAGGCAGCUCCCCCAGCUUCCCCCCCAGACCAGUACUGUAGAACAAGCCCUGGUAGCAGAAGAGCGAGUUCGUCAACUCCAGAUGAGGGUUCAUUCUAAUCGGAUGUCAUCUGCCCCCACUUCCAGCCAACAGGACCUGGACCAAGCCCUCAAGAACAAACGAGAGCUCUAUAAGGACCAGAGUAGGAAUAGUGAAAAUAUAUCCCAUAAGUCCUCAGACAGUGAUGUCAGUGAUGUGUCAGCCAUCUCUCGAACCAGCAGUGCCUCUCGCAUCAGUAGCACCAGCUACAUGUCCAUCCAGUCAGAGAGACCUCGGGGCCGCUUCAGCCGAGCUCUGCGUGCAUCAGGCCGUCACAUGAUGAAGAGCACCAGUGUGAGUGGUGAGAUCUACGGCACAGAGCAUGCCGACGGCAGCCAGUCGGACACUGCGCUUGGGAGCUUGGGGAGUGGGAUCAAAAAGCGGCGCUCCAGUUUAAGCCAACGUGUUGUUGCCAUCCUGCCAUCAAGACGGAGCCGGAGUACCUCCCAGCUCAGCCAGACAGAGGCGGCGGGUAAGGCGGCGGACAGACAGAAAGAGGCAUCAGCAGGGAAGAAGGCGAGUAAAGCCAGCAGCAGCAACAUCCAGAGGAGCGUGGAGACGGGUAUGGCUGUGGAGUACCCACGAGGAGGGUCCUCCAUGAACCGGCAGGCCAGCAGGGAGUCCACUGAUGGAAGCAUGAACAGCUACAGCUCUGAGGGGAAUUUGAUCUUCUCGGGGAUGCGUUUGGGAGCCGACAGUCAGUUUAGUGACUUCCUGGAUGGACUGGGUCCUGGUCAGCUGGUUGGCCGGCAGACUCUGGCCACACCUGCCAUGGGAGAUGUCCAGAUUGGUUUGAUGGAUAAGAGGGGACAGCUGGAGGUGGAGGUGAUCAGGGCCCGAGGCCUUACCCCCAAACCAGGCUCCAAAUCCCUCCCAGCUCCUUAUGUCAAGGUGUACCUGCUGGAACAUGGAACCUGUAAAGCCAAAAAGAAAACCAAGAUUGCACGUAAGACCCUGGAGCCGCUCUACCAGCAGCACCUGCUGUUUGAGGAGAGUCCCCAGGGCAAAGUUCUUCAGGUGAUCGUUUGGGGUGACUAUGGACGACUGGACCACAAAUGCUUCAUGGGUGUAGCACAGAUCUUGUUGGAAGAGCUGGACCUCUCAAGCACGGUGAUCGGCUGGUACAAACUGUUCCCACCAUCCUCACUGGUGGACCCCACAUUAGCUCCACUCACACGUCUGGCGUCUCAGACGUCACUGGACAGCUCAGGACCGCCGCCUGGCACUCGGUCCUAGUGACCAAAGGGCGACCGCCUACCCCAGUUCACCUGAAAUGAUCAGGAAAUGAACCACAGCCGCUGGACCACAACUGAGCAGAGGGUGCAAACAUGUCCCGAAGACGACAACAAGAAGCCCUCGAACAACCAAUGAAAAACCAGACGGAGAGACAGGGAGUGGCCGAGAGAGGGAGAGAUAGAAGUAGCCAAUCAGAGCUU